UUUGCUCUUUCCUAUCUGAAUAAUCAAUGAUUGGUUCGUUUCAUCGACUGUCUAUCCGAUAGAUCGACGACCACAGAGAACGAGAAAGAUCGCGAUUCGAGGGAAAAAUAUACAUAUCCGAUCUAAAGUUCCGCGAUCCAACUUCGAAAAGAUAUCCGGCGCGUGUAAUCGUUUACAAAGCCAACCAUUUGCAAAAGUGUCCCCGCGCCGUUGUCUUCGCUGUCGCGUAAGGUCGUCGUAACUUUAUUCCAUCCUGUAUGCUAUGCCAGACAACUUCGGACCAUUACGGGCUACAUUAUACCGCCUCACAACAGAGACUGCCACCGAAUUUCUCGUUGACUUUUUGCAACAGUGACUUUGAAGAAUGAAGUGGUAUCUCGUGAUCUUUAUUUGCAUGCUUUCUGCUAGCGCUGUUCGCGCAAGCACUAUAAUAGGAUUCGCAAGAAUGAUAGACAUUAAUAUAAAGGACGUACGACAAUGCGUAUACCAGAGCAACUUAACCGAUAAGGACAUGAUGAAGUUGGACACUGCUUUUCGUAAUGUGAACGUAUCGGUAGAAAGCCUCGACGAGUUUCAGUUGAACCUCGGUUGCUUCAUUGUGUGCAUUCUGGACAAAGCUCACCUUAUGGAAAACAAUGACAUUCUGCUGGACAUUUUAAUAGAAACAGCGGAGCGGAACGAUUUCCCCGUGGAUGAAAUUACGAAACAAAAAUUAAACGAGUGCUUCGAGUUGGCGACAGAACAGGACGAUCAAUGCAAGCGUGGAUAUGUCUUUGCAUUUUGCUUCAUAAAUCAGUGAUACAAAGUAUAAUAAAGACAAAA
This is a messenger RNA of Frieseomelitta varia, 822 nucleotides long. RefSeq lists its product as uncharacterized. The coding region runs from base 365 to 799 and encodes 144 amino acids. Gene Ontology annotation, molecular function: odorant binding. The record is from RefSeq and is a predicted model, not a curated record. The transcript is spliced from 6 exons. Lineage: Eukaryota; Metazoa; Arthropoda; Insecta; Hymenoptera; Apidae.